Messenger RNA from Camelina sativa (false flax), 757 nucleotides. The record is from RefSeq and is a predicted model, not a curated record. Lineage: Eukaryota; Viridiplantae; Streptophyta; Magnoliopsida; Brassicales; Brassicaceae.
AUGAAACGGAGUAACGAAGCUGAAUAUAAUAAUAAUAAGCGGUCCGUGUUGAUGGGGAAGCAGAUAUUGCAUGUUUCUCCUUCUCCUCUUCUCUCCAAGACUAAUUACAUUUCCGACGCUGUAGAUAUAUCAGAAGAAUCAGAGGUCAGUGGUUCUGACAAAGAAGACAGCUCCUGGAUUUCUAUGUUCUGUAACCUUCGUGGGAACAAAUUCUUAUGUGAAGUCGAUGAUGAUUACAUCCUAGAUGACUACAACUUGUGUGGACUCAGCCAUCAAGUUCCUUACUACGACUAUGCUCUCGAUUUGAUUCUCGAUGUAGAAGAAUCUUCUUCUUCUCGUGGUGAGAUCAUUACAGAAGAACAUAACGAGUUGAUUGAGUCUGCAGCCGAGAUAUUAUAUGGAAUGAUUCAUGCUCGUUACAUAUUGACAGGUUUAAAAAAAUACAACAACUAUGAUUUUGGAAGAUGUCCAAAACUUUAUUGUCGUGGCCAACCUUGUUUACCUGUUGGCCUAUCCGAUAUCCCUCGAGCAAGUACCGUCAAGAUAUAUUGUCCUAAAUGUGAAGAUGUGUAUUACCCGCCAUCAAAAUACGAAGCAAAUAUAGAUGGAGCUUACUUUGGGACAACAUUUUCACAUCAGUUUAUGAUGACUUAUGAAUUUAUAAGGCCAGAAACGGUAUCGCAAAGCUAUGUUCCAAGAGUGUUUGGGUUCAACUUACACAAGCCGUGAAGGGAAAAAGGUAAAACGGAAGACCGAA